UAGCUUGAUGAAGCGUGUGGUUCGAGUCGCGCUGAAGUGACGCCGCUGGGUGUAAAAAGACAGGGCAGCGGAAUAUGGCGGCGCUGCUGAGAGGUCUGCGAGCUGGAAGGACACUGCGGGGGCUGGGCAGCGUGGUGGCUGCACCAACAGCAACAAAGCCCCAGUGCAGCAGCCUGAGACGAGGCUUCCACCGUGCAGCGCAGAGGCUUCAGGAUGAAUCCAAAUCUGACAAACCCCCCUCUUCCUCCUCAUCCUCAUCCACAACCUACCAUGAGCACUACCAGGCUCACUCUGCCCAUCAGGACACAGCAACAGCUUCCCAGGAAGACUCAGCGUCUGAUCCAGCAUCUGAGGAGGCUUCCGGGCCAAACACCAGUUACCAGGACCAGGGGGGAGAGCAGGGCGAGGAGUACGAAACAGAGGAGCAGCUUCAAGCUCGAAUCCUGACCUCUGCUCUGGAGUUCGUCCCACAGCAUGGCUGGUCACUGGAAGCCAUUGCGGCCGGUGCUGAGACACUGGGCCUGUCCUCUGCUUCCACUGGUAUGUUCAGCAAUGGAGCGGGAGACUUGGUCCUACAUUUCAUCGCCCACUGCAACUCGCAGCUGACAGAGAUCCUGGCUGAACAACACAAGCAGGUCCAGCUGGGCCAGGCCGAACCAAAGAAGACUGCUGACUUUCUAAGAGAUGCUGUUGAGACCAGACUGAGGAUGCACAUCCCCUACAUUGAAUCAUGGCCACAGGCGAUGAGCAUCCUGCUCCUUCCUCACAACAUCCCAGACAGCCUGAAGCACCUGUCCACCCUAGUGGACGACAUGUGGUACUACGCCGGAGACCGAUCCACAGACAUGAACUGGUACACCAAACGGGCAGCGCUGACAGGUAUUUAUAACACAACAGAGCUGGUGAUGGUUCAGGAUUCCUCUCCAGACUUCCAGGAAACCUGGAACUUCCUUGAUAACCGCAUUCAGGAUGUAGUCAACAUGGCCACCACAGCUAAACAGGUGCAGUCGACUGGUGAAGCAGUGGUGCAGGGGCUCAUGGGAGCUGCUGUUACACUGAAGAACCUCACAGGAAUAAACCAGAGCCGAUGAUGUAAAACAUCUCUCACUCACACUGAUCCUGACCGUCUGGCUUGUGUCAUGAGCUUAAGAUCAAUUUUCUUUUUGCUCCUAUUUCUGAUUAACUGUAUGAGUCUGAAAGUGUUGGAUUAUUGCUUAUAUUCAGCGAGAGAAAGCUAUUAUGUGUCCUCUGUGUGUUCACCUGCAGGACCAGUGGCGUUGUCUUGUUUUGUUUCACAGUGCAAGAUUUCACUCUCCAGCUCAGAUCAUUUUUUUCCUUUUUGUAAAAGAGGACACAGAGAUCUGUAAUGUUGUUGUUGGACUUCAAUAAAGUAGUUAUUAUUGUAUAUUUAA
Messenger RNA from Dicentrarchus labrax (European seabass), 1412 nucleotides. It is a transcript of the gene coq9, whose product is annotated as coenzyme Q9 homolog (S. cerevisiae). Gene Ontology annotation, cellular component: mitochondrial inner membrane. NCBI's taxonomy places the organism in Eukaryota, Metazoa, Chordata, Actinopteri, Moronidae. The transcript has 9 exons. The record is from RefSeq and is a predicted model, not a curated record. Bases 75 to 1091 code for a protein of 338 amino acids. Gene Ontology annotation, biological process: ubiquinone biosynthetic process. Gene Ontology annotation, molecular function: lipid binding.